AUGACCUACGACUUCAACGCCGCCGGGGGAGAAGCCGCAUUGUUGGAGCAGCUUGGAUUCGAUCAUCGGGACCGCUAUUCGUAUCCUGCCGUCUCAACGGCUGCCCCAUCGCGAAACCCCGCUUCGACCGCCCUCGUCACAAUGUCGCAAGCCAACCGCCAGAGUUUGAGUUUGAGUCCGGGGACAUCAUGGUUGCCUCUCGACAUGUCGGGGAGAGUGGGUGCGCCUGUAUCGAUGCACUCGCCCAAUUCCGGCAGCGCGACUUCCUCGUCUCCCGACGACCAAAGCGCCCAGUCCCCUGGCCAUCACAGUGCUAUGCCAAGUCCCUUGCAACACCAGCACUCUCCGUUCCAGACGGCCGCCCACCCGAACACUUCCUCUCUAAUUGCGGAUUGGUCUCUGUCCCUGCAGGCUCAACAGCAGGCCACCCCGGACCUCGCGCAGUUCAUCCAGGACUCGGCUACUUUGAUAAAUUACAACCCAUUUACCUCGGGUUUCCAGCCUGCUCCGCUUGAGUACCUUCCAGCAACGACCCAGGCCGCCCUUGAGACCAGCCUUCACAUGGAACCCACCUUCGGCACAAUUUCUCCCGUCGACGACACGGCUCAGGCAAUGCACUGGGGAGCCGGCAUGGCAAACUGGCAGGAUUUCGAGCCUGCAAUGCUCUUCCAGCCUGACGGACUUCCCCGAAUCGGAAGUCUAGGAAGCCACUCGCCAACUGGUACAUAUCUAGAGGUUCUGUCCUUGAAUUCGGGGAGCGACAAUGGCUGGGCAUCGGUGGAUGUGUUUCAAAACUACGACGCCUACCAACAAAACCAAGCCUCGCAAAACGCUGCCAUCUUUAACCCGAGCCAGACAUUGCACUUGAGGAGAAGUAAUUCCGAUUCCUCUCAAUCCGACGGCAACUCGCAGGAGUUUGGAAGUUACGACGAGGUCAAUUUCCCUUAUUCCCCCUACUCGCCCGGCUCCGACACCCAGGUGGACCCUGCGGCCAAUCACCGCAACUGUUUCCCGGGAGAGCAUCAUCACCCAAGCACCGAGCUCAUCAGUCCCUCAGCUGCUGUCGCUCCUAUGCCUAUCAAGGCUGCUUCCACGUCUAGCAGGCCUGUUGUCGCCAGCGGCUCCGGAUCUGCUUCUCCUCCGGUCCGAAGAAAUUCCGGCCAGCGGAAGAGCCCCAUUGCCAAGGCCACCAAGCCCGUCAUCCGGAGAACAUCCACUGGCAAGAAGGAUGGAACUGGGGAAAAGAAAGUGGGAAGACGCCGUGGCCCACUUCUCCCGGAGCAACGCAAGCAGGCCAGUGAGAUUAGAAAGCUCAGAGCUUGUCUUCGCUGCAAGUUCCUCAAGAAGACAUGCGACAAAGGCGAGCCUUGUGCGGGCUGCCAGCCUUCUCACGCCCGCUUGUGGCAAGUUCCCUGCACCCGGAUCGACAUCAAAGAUAUCGGCUAUUUCAUGAAGGACUGGAAAGCCGACUACGAGCGGCAUCUCGGCCGCGGCAUGUCUGUCUUCAAUGUGAAGGGGUUUGCACAAAAGGAAACACUGAUGUGGAUCACUCACGGCUAUGGCUUCUGUCUUCCUGUUAUGGUUCGCGAGGUGUAUGUUGCGGAUGACAGCUGUUUCCAGCUGGACUGGGUCGAGUCAACGCUGCAAGACCAGGAGCCCAUUGAUUUCGAAAUUCGCACCGAGCGCUUAGAUGUUGGACAUGAAGGUGUUUCACCAGAGGCGCUCUCGGAAUAUCUCGACAAGCACAUCGACGAGGGAUUUGAGAGAUUCAUCGACGAUCACUUCGAAGGAACCCCCUUCAUCACUGAAAUCUUCAAGACAGCAUAUCGUUUCUACGUCAAAGAGCAGCUCCCUGUUAUCCGGAAGGCCCUUAAGCUCGUUGUGGCCUACAAUCUCACUCUCCACAUCACUAUGGUAGAGCAGCCGCCUACCGAGGAGCCAAUGGAGGGCCAGAUUGACGACGAAGAUUCCAAGUACUUUGGCAAAGUUGUUGCUCCGGUCAUGAUCAAUUUCCAGAUCAAGUGCGCCAUGGCCGACAUGUGGCGCGAACUUCAGAAAGAUAUUCUUGAGGAACUUUCAGCUCUUUAUUCCAGCGUUUACAGCGGAGAGCGGCUGAAAAAUUGGCCCACUAUCUACAUGCUCGCUUCCAUCCUUUUGGCGGUGUGGGAGGAGAUCCAGUUUGACUGCCACUACCGCGUUCCCGACCCGGUUGCCGUCAACAAGUUCUGCACCGACAUGGAGACAACACCUGUUGGAGUCAUUGUCGGCCUCUUCCAUGCAAUUUCGCAGAAACUCCCGUCAUUCACCGAGUGGGAUACCCGGAGACACGGUCAGCUGCUCAACAACAACCCAGCUGUUUGUGAGGCAAUGACAGAAGUGAGACAACAUGUCAUCAAGCAUGAGGCCUACCUGAGAACGCGUCAAGAUACAAAGUUCGAUCGAUAUGAUUUUGACUCGUUAUCCAACAAACUGCUGUCAAAGCUGGUCAUUCGAGCCAACUAG
Molecule: messenger RNA, 2502 nt
Organism: Lasiosphaeria miniovina
Lineage: Eukaryota; Fungi; Ascomycota; Sordariomycetes; Sordariales; Lasiosphaeriaceae
Exons: 2
Coding region: 1-2502 (833 amino acids)
Biological process (GO): regulation of DNA-templated transcription
Molecular function (GO): zinc ion binding; DNA-binding transcription factor activity, RNA polymerase II-specific
Source: RefSeq, a predicted model, not a curated record